UUUCCCGCCAAGCGGCACUUUCUGGCAGUAGAGCUUAGUUCAGCAGCGAGCGAUCCAAACAGGCUGUGUUCAAUCAGGCAUGAAGCGUGCAGCGGCGGAAUCUGCCGCUGCAGUCGCGGCGGCAAACAGCGCCAAGCGGCCGCGGCCACCAAGCGCUGGCGUCGCCGAAGCUGCCGACAACCAAGACUCCGAGCCCAAUACUGCAGCAGCAUCGUCAGCAGCUGAAGCAGGGCCGCAGCAGCAGCAGGAGGAGGAGGGCGAGGCGGUGGGCUCGCUGCUGCUGCCGCGGAGUGCCAAGGUGUUGGCACCCUACAAGUGUCCUGUGCCCAAUUUCGUGCGCCCGGCCGGGUCCGGCUCGUCAGGCCGCGGCGGCACGCUGGGCAUGAAGCGCAAGAUGUCUGACUACCGGCCCAUGCCCCUGGGCCGCGCCGGUGCCAGCGGCCUGCUGAUACAGCCAGCUAUGGCUGGCGAUGUUGCCGAGAAGCCGCCGGCGCAGGCCGCCGGCGGCGGCCCUGGCAUGUUUGGAGCGGCAGCGGACACGGUAGCGAGAGCGGCGGCUGGCUCUGCUGCUGCUGCUGCUGCUGGCGGCCCGCCGCAGGACGAGUACGAACGCAGCUACGACCCGUCGUACGACUACUACGGGGAUGACGGCGCUGCCACCGCAGGUGGUACUGCUGGGGCGGCGGCGGCGGCGGGUGAGGAGGUGGAGGUGGAUGAGGUAGCAAGGGCGCGGGCGGCCGCUGUACGGGCUGCGCGCGAGGCGGCGGUGGUGCGGCAGGAGCAGGAGCUGCAGCGGCGCCGGCAGGAGGCCGCGCAGCGGCGGCGUCAGCUGCAGCUGGAGCAGCAAGAGCAGCGGCGGCGCCGGCAGCAGGAGCUGCUUGAACAGCAGCAGCAGGAGCAGCAGCAACAGGAGCAGCUGCUGCAGCAGGCAGUGCUAGAGGCUCUGAAGCCGACUGCUGUGCCCACGCCUACAGCUGCUGCGGCGGCGGCUGCUCGCAUGAGCUUGGAGGCCUGGGAGGUGGAGGACCGUGCGGGGGCCGGGCUCGGUGCUGAGGCGGCGGGCGAGGAGCAGGAGGAGGGCGCUUAUGAGGACCGCAGUGGGGAGCUGGCAUGGCAUCGCCUCAAACGUGCGGGCGGCGGCAGCAGCAGCAGCGCGGCCGGUGGAGAUGAUGGCAGCGGGAGCCUAUUUGCCGGUCGCCGCCGCAAGCCCAACAUUGAGCCGGCGGCUAAGGUGCCAGUCGUGGCGGCUGGCGCGGCGGCUGCCGUAUCCGCCUCAUUCAUGCCGCUUGGUGACGGCGGUGACGGCGAGGCCGAGGAGCAGGCAGAGCAGGAGCCUACGGAUGCACGGGGCGUGGAGGAGGAGUCAGCGCGGAGCGACGCGGCAGGCGCGGCUGCAGCAGGACAGACACGCAAACCCGCCCCUAGCCCGCUCGGCGCCACUGCUGCAAGGUCUGCAAGACGGCUGCCGGCGGCGUCGGUGCGCGCCGCAGCGUGUGCUGCUCUUAAUGCUGCUGCAGUGGCCGCUGCGCAAGGCGGCGUCACAGCUGUUGCGGGGCAUGCGGCGGUGGGAGUGCCGGCAAUGGCAGCGCACUCCGCAGAGACACUGCGAGGGCCACCUGUGCCAACAUCAGCGCCGGGGCAGUCCCCGUCGGUACCGCGCCUUGCACCGCAGAUCAAGCGGCACAGCCGCCCCGCCACCCGCGCCGCCGACAUGCAAUUGGAUGCCGCGGCGGAGGCCCUGACCGCAGCAGCACCGCUGACCGCCGCAGACGCCGCAGGCGCUGUCUCUGGUGCUGUCGUUGCCACUGUUGGUGUUGUUGCAGUGGCGGCGCCUGCGGCUGCUGCAGCUGCUGCUCAGCGGCCGACUAUCGCGUCCAAGAUUUCGGCGAUCCUGGCUGAGGCUCGGGUCAUCAAGCAACAGCACGAACAGCAGCAACAGCAAGAGCAACACCAACAGCAACAGCAGCAGCAAUCAGUGCAGCAGACGCCUGCGGCUGCCGCUGCUGCAAAGCCGUCUGUGGCUGGAGCCGGAGCACCCGGCGAAACCGAAGAGCCACGGCUGCAGCCGCCGCCUGUGCGCACAAGCAGUCAGCAGCAGGAGCAGGUCGCUGCAGCUUUGCUGGGUGCACCUUCGGCGGCGGAUCCGGCAGUGGCUCCGGUGAUGCCGGACGCUGCCACUGAGCCACCGGCGCCACGGACCUCUUUGCUGCCGCCUGCAGACACGGCCUCCCCUGCCAGUGGUGCCCUGUCCGCCGUGCCUGCCGACGCACCGGUUCUCGGCGCCGGUGUGCAGCUGCUGCCAGAGCAGACGCCGCCAAGUGACUCGUGUGCGGUACCGCCCAGCCAUAGUUCUGUAUCUGCGAACAAUGCUGCCGGCGCUGAUAGUGUGGCCCCUGCUGACGCGCCCGCGGCUACGGCGGCGGAAGCACCGGCAAGCGACGGGCACGGCGCCUGUGCAGCGGGCGGCACAUUGCCGCUAGCGGGUGCCGACGCCGCCGGAGCUGACGCGGCGGCAGGUGCACCCGCAGCUGCGUCGGGCGAGGACUCACAGGACUCCGUGCUGGCGCUGCUGCUCGGCCUGCCGGUGCCGGAGUCGAAGAAGGGCGCCGCCAUUGGCGCAUCGCAGCGCGGCGGCGGGAGCCAACCCCCCACGGCGGCCGCGGUGGCGGGGGUGCGUGAGCAGGCCGCUGACGUCGAUGAAGACGGAACUGCUACUGCGGUGGGCGCCGGUGCUGAGUCGGGAGCUGGUCAGGAUGUAGCUGCGGCUGCCGCACCGGCCCCCGCUAUGACGGCAGACACUGCCAACCUGGAUGCCAGCUGCAGUAACGCCAUCAUCAGUGCCAGCACCCGCACGGGAUCACAGCAGCCUUUUCCCGGCCGAGCAGCAGCGAAAACAGAGGCCAAUGCCACCGCAGGCGAGGCUGGUGCAGGCGCCACAGCCGCGCCCCCUACUGCCACAGGGCCUUCACCGUCGGUGCCGGAGGCACCAGCGGCACAGGUGGGCCUGUCGCCUGCAGCUGACUUUUCUGCGGCACCAGGCGUUAGCACACCGGACCGUGUGCCGCUGGCCGCACCGCUGCCGGCUGUUCAGCAGGCGGCUGCAGUGCCGGUCGGCACCCAGGCGCUGCAGUAUCCACAGCCACUGCCGUCUCAGCCACCGCCACAGCCAUCCCAACCACCGCCACUGCUGUCAUCUUCACAGCACACUACUAGUACCAGGCCUGGUCCGGUUCGGAUGGGUGCCCCAGAGUCAGCGGCACCUGAGGUGACCGCAGGUGGCGCCGACCGUGGCGGUGACGGUGGCGGCGGUCGGCCAAUGGCUUAUACACAACAGCUGCAGCCCGAUGGCAUGCACGCUGUCACCAGUGCCUUCAAAUUUGCCACAGAUGCGCCCAGCACUGUACACGCAGCAGAUGAAGGGCGGGAGCAGCAACAGCAGCGGCAGGACGCUGAGGUGCAGGGCAGCCUUACGGGUUUGGCGGCGAGCGCGGCGUCGGCGGCUGGAGCAUCUUGCGUGCCCGCACCGGCAUCACUCAUGCCGCCGCCCUCCUGCACAGCACGAGCACCAACACAGCCGACAUGGUCAAUGCCGUUGCCGUCGCCGCUGGCACAGCCGCCGCAGCCUCACCAAGGCCAGCAGCAGCACCAGCAGGCGCCGCACCCGUACCAGCCUGUGGGCCUCUUCCGCCGGCCGGCCUCCAUGCCGCCUCCGCCGCCACGCUUCCAGACGGCUCCGGCGCCCUUCCCCUCCGCCCUGGAUUCGGUGGGGGUGCUGGGUGCGUUUGAUGAUGACGACACAGAGGAUGACGCCAUGGGCGGCCGUAGCGGCGGCGGUGGUGGAGUUGGCGGCGACGGUGGUGCGAAAGCUGCGGGUCCAGGGGCUACCGUGCUGCCAGCCUUCACAACGCCUGUCGCGGCCACGGCACUGGUGGAGCAGGAGGCGCAGCGGGAGGUUGCUGGAAGCCAACAGCCGCCGCGGGCAUCCGUGGACGCAGCUGCGGCUGCCUUGUCAGCGGCGCCCGGCAAGGUCCAGGAGGUUGAGGCGGUGCAGGCAGGCCCACAAGCUGACGAUGAGGCGCAGGCGGAGCAACCGCCACUGCCGAUAUUAAACGCCGCUGCUGCCGAUGAGGAGCGUGCAGCGGCCGCAGCCAGCCGCGCAGGUGCUCCAGAGGGCGCAGGUGUCGCGGUGGCGAGUCCUGCUACGGAUGAGGACACGGACACGGCGGCGCCAGCACUGCAAUCGCCGCUGCUGGUGGGCGCAGGCGUGGCCGUGUGCAUGGAUGGCGGCGCCAAUGCCACCGCGGCCCAGUGUUACCGCGGCCCAGUGUUACCAGUUGACGUGGGUGCGGAGGCGCCAGCUCGCGUGCCACUGCCGCCGCCGGUGAUGACGGCGCCGGCGGUGGCGCCAGCAGUAGUGGAGACAGAGACAGCGAGCCCUGGCGCAGAUGUCGGCGCUGCUGCAACGGGUGUUGAUGAGCCAGGCCAGCCGACGCUGCCGGCACAGGCGGAUGCGGAUGCGGUGCCUGAGACGCCACCCUCUCAGCCGACCCAGAUGGAGGAGGCUGCGGAGGCGGCGCCCGCGCCAGUAGCAGCUGUGCCCGUGGCUGCCGCGGCUGCGGACCCAUUUCAGCAGCAGCAAGAUCAGCAGCAAGCACCGGAGCACAUGGGCGGGUCGGCGCCGGUGGGUGAGCAGCCUGCUGGUGUUGCUGAAGUGGAGAUGCGGCAGGGCGCCGCAGCAGCAGCCGAAUCGGCGCCUAUUCCUGACGGGGCAGUCGCCACGGCAACACCGGCUGUCGACGUGGCGUCUGCGGCCGCGGAGGAUGCGGGCGCGGUGCCGCAGACGCCGUUGUCGGCGCCGAGCCAGGUGGAGGCGGUGGAGGCGGAGGCCUCGACGCCACUAGGCGCCGCUGAGGCGGCUGACGCGCAGGUGGAGCAGCAACAGCAGGAGGCGGAUGAGCCAGCGAAGCAACAGGCGGAUCAGGAGACCGAGGGCGUUUUCAUGGAACUGGACGGAGGAGGGCCCAUGGAACCAUCUGGCAUGGGAGGCGGCGCCGCGGCGACAGAUCAGGCGCCCGCAGCGCUCCCGGUACCAGCUUCUGUGGUGCAGCCUGGACCGCUGGAGGACCCGCUGGAUGGAGCGGCGGCGGUGGCUGAGGUGGCGCCCGCUACACCGUCGCCGGCAGCGGCGGCUCAGGAGGCGGAAGCAGUAGUGCCGGCAAUUCCGCCGUCUCCGCUGACCCAGAUGGAGUCGGAAGCAGGGGAGCAGGCUGUGGCCGUGGCUGUGACUGGCGCUGUGACUGGGUCAGGGGCGCCGCUGGCGCAGGCGUCACAGCUGCAGGGUACGGGACGGGGUGGUACCCAGGAAUAUGCCGCCUGCGCUGAGGUGGAGGCGGUGCUGCAGGCGGCGGUGGAUGCCGUCGUGGCGGCAGCGAUGGGCAGCAGCAGCAGCGGCGCUAGCGAGGAUGCUGACGGGGGAGUGCAGGGGGCGGCGGGUGUGGGCGCUGCCGUGAAGCAGGCAGCGGAGGCAGCAGCGACAGCGCUGCAGCAGGACCGCAACCCAGCUGCCGCACCGCCAACCGCCCCGGCGCUUCAGGAGGCGGCAUCAACGGCGGCAGCGGCGCCGGCGGCGUUGGUGGUGGUGGCGGCGGUGGCGGCGGCGGCGGCGGCGGUGGCUGUAGAGCAACAGCAGGCGGCUGACAUUGCAGAACCAGUGGCUGCACCGGCACCUGCGCCGCCCGCACAACACGUCGGCAGCGGUGGAGGCAACGCACACGAGCGCGGCUCGGUGGACCCCGGCGGUGUAGGCGGCGAUGGCACGACUGGCGGCAGCGCCGCCACCUACGGCGGCGGCGGAGGCAGCGGUGCAGCAGCGGCGUCCGCAGGCGGCGACACGGGCGGUGGCAUUGCAAGCGCAGGAGCUGGCCCGGAUGGCAUGCGCAGCGUGGCCGACGCAGACGGCGCGACGGACGGCGGCUCUGCCGCUGGCAAGGGCCCAGCCGGCGGCGGCGGCGGCGGCCUGGGACUCGUCGCUAUGCAGGGUGCCGCUACUGCCGCCGGCAGCGGAGGUGGUGCGCAGGAUGCCCUAGAGGCAUUGCUGCUUGGCAUCUAGAGCAGGAUGGGGCGGCAGGAGGCAAAUAGGAAGGCUAUGCUUUGGUGCGCAUGGUGCGUGGCCAAUCUUAGAAGGUGGCGUGGGGUACAUGGGGUGGAUCAGGGUGGAUAUGUCGUGAUGUGCACGAGGUGUGCCUGUGCUUCGCUGCUAGGCAUAAAGGCUGCUGGAUGGGCGGAUAGCGGCUUUCGGCCAUGUGGGUCGGCGACUCUCAAGUGGUCAAGUCGACGGUGAGCAAAAGCACAUGCGAAGCGCGCAAGCAUGUACAGAAUGGGUGACCUGGUGCAGGCAGGGUGUGGAGCGUGGUCUCCACGAAAGGCGGCGGCGCCCAGCAAAUGCACGUCGGUAUGUGUAAUGCGCUGCGGUG
Molecule: messenger RNA, 6473 nt
Organism: Chlamydomonas reinhardtii
Lineage: Eukaryota; Viridiplantae; Chlorophyta; Chlorophyceae; Chlamydomonadales; Chlamydomonadaceae
Exons: 3
Coding region: 80-6109 (2009 amino acids)
Biological process (GO): regulation of transcription by RNA polymerase II
Cellular component (GO): nucleus
Molecular function (GO): transcription cis-regulatory region binding
Source: RefSeq, a predicted model, not a curated record